Messenger RNA from Linum trigynum, 4766 nucleotides. NCBI's taxonomy places the organism in Eukaryota, Viridiplantae, Streptophyta, Magnoliopsida, Malpighiales, Linaceae. The record is from the annotation of a GenBank genome assembly.
AUAGAAGCCACCAUAUAUAUAUAUAUAUAUAUAUAUAUAUAUAUAUAUAUAUAUAUAUAUAUAUAUAUAUAUGGCAAAGGCUAGCGUACAUCAGUCGUACGCUGUACACCUGUGUUCACACUUGGUUAUUGCACUUCAAUAUAUUUCGCUGAAUCAGAACCUUCGGUUAUUAUUUUUUAGAUUAAAUGAAUCUCGUGGCUUGUGUUAGAGAAUUAGGGACUGGGGUUUAUCCAUUAGAGGUUAGGGUAUAUUAUCAUGCACAAAAUUUUGGUUAAUUCCUGCUCUAAAUAGUAAAACUCGACGGGCGUACAAUGUACGACUGACGUACGCUAGCCUGAACCAUAUAUAUAUAUAUAUAUAUAUAUAUAUAUAUAUAUAUCUCCCUAGUAGACUAAUCGUAGUUACUUAAUUUUUUAGUAAAACCACUAUGAUUUGAUUUGCUUAAAUGAAUAAUAAAGUGCAGAAUAAAAUUUUCUCAUAAAAUAAUACAUUAUUUGUAAAACUACAUUUUUAACUGCAGCACAUUAAAAACCUAAAGUGCCAUCGACUUUUUUUUUGUACCGCAUGAUACGGAGAAAAGAAACCACCAAUUUACUGUGAUUGGCUGGAGGGUUGUAAAAAAAAAAAAAACAAUUCUGAAUUCUCUGAUCGGAAAAAUCUAAGGGUAGUAAAAAAAAGUACAUCUAGUCAGAGAAGUGAGAACCAUUCAGCUUACAUCACCCUCUUCCUCUCUGACCUUUUCUCUCUCUUCGCUAAACCUAAUAGCCGCCUCCUCUCUUCCCCCCACCCAAAAAAAAAAAAAAAAAAAACUCCACCUUCUCCCUCGCAUCUCUCCGCCCGCCGCCUUCUCCCUGGCAUCUCUCCGGCCGCCGCCGGUAACAUCUCCUCGCCGCAUCCUCAUGUCUCAAUCCAUCUCUCAUACUCCCCAGAAACAUGCCCUCCUCCUCUUUACAGACGUGGCCGAACUCCACAGCCCUCUAGCUCCUCUGUUUUUUUUUUUUUUGUUCUGGGGUAAGUUUCUCUAUAUAUGUGUGGGAUAAUCAUACAUUAUCUCUUCUUCUUAAGGUUGGUUUGAGUUAAUUAUAAGCAAAGUUACAAGCUUUAUUGGUUCUACAGUCAGAUCUGUCCUAUGGUUAGGAUUACCAUUGAUGUUGUUCUUGUUCUUGUUCUUGUUUCAAUCUAGUGUGCUCGAGGAUAAACCUUUGGUGUUUCCGCUCUCCCAAUUUCUCUGUGUGCUUGAGGCUUCCUAGAUCUUAUAUAGAAGGCAAACGGUGAAAACCCAUGGGGAAUCUUACUGUUAUCCUCUGGAAUUCCAGUUUUGAUCCAGUCAAUUCGUGAAGAUACCCAAAGGCUCAGGGUGUUAAAACAUUAUUUUCAGUGUAGCUGAUUCUUUUCACAUUUGAUACAAUCUUGAGAGAUGUAUUUGGUAUAGAUUUAUUGUGGAUAUAACCUCCUAUAGCUUUGCAUGAGCAAUUGGUCUUUUUUCUGUCCAUUCUCGGUCACUCAAAUAUUUGGAAGCUUUCCUCUGUAGUGAAUUUGAAUAGUGCAUCCGUUUGUAGAAGCAUAGCUGGGUGCUGGAUCCUGAGUAAUCUUGUAAAGUUAUUUAUGUAAUGUUCCAAAGUGAAUUUAGCUGAUAGUAGCCUUGGUUGUUUGGCAGCCGGAAACUGCAAGGGAUUCUCCUCAAGCUUCUGGCUUCCCUGCUGAUAGUGCAGUAUUGACAGGUGAUGCAUGUGGACCGAUUGCAGAAUGAAUGAAGGAAUCGACGUUACUACUCGUCAUUUCAACGCGCGGCGGGAUGCCUUUGAUACUCUGAAGCAAAAACAUGAAUACAAGUUACAUUCUGUAGCAUGUCCACUUACGAAAUUUAUGAUUCUCAUUCUAGACUUGGUGCUUAAGCUACUGCAUGAAAAUUCUGAAGAGCCUCAGACAGCUCGGAUACUGCUUUACAAGUUAUUCUAUGAUCGUACUGAUCAAGGGGAUGACCCAAUUCAUCUUGAACCUGAUUAAAUCGUUCAACACCCAUAAGCAAUCCAAAAGGUGCUUCUUCUCCCACACAAUUAAUUAACUUCAACCCCACAGUGCAUGUUUAAAUGUAUUAUUAUCCUUUCUUUACUCUGCAUGCAUUUCAUGAUUCUGGUACUCCUUUACUUGGAAACUAUAAGGCAUUCAACUUGAGAAGAAGAAAAGAACUUGCACGUGCUGAGGAAGAUGCCAAAACACCGAAGAACAAGACUGAUCUAAUUAGUUCGGAGGAGAAAAAGAUGAGGAGGAUAGAACUGAAGGGGGUUAUGAACAGAGUGAUCAGGGGAGUAGUGAAGAAGAAUAUGAGGAGGAAGAAGAAGAAAUAGAGGAGAUGCAGUUGGAUUUUAUGUCAGAAAGAAAAUCAAAAGAAGGUGGACUCAGUUACUAUCCUCUACAAUCCAGCUGAGGAAGAUGUCCAAACUCGGAAAAUGACUAGAAUCAGAUUGUAGUCUAUGAGACAGAAGAUCAAUGGUAACAUAUUUUGAACCCAGUUCUCUCCUCUUCUCCAUUUCCCCUCUACAUUUUCCUCUUCUGCUUUAGUAUUUCCCAAUUCUGCUCUUUGAUUUUUCAGGUGAAUUGGAAGACAAAGAUGAGGGCUUAGCUUAGGUAUCCACAAGAAGAUGAUGAAAAGUGUGUUCCAGCCAGUGGUGAAAGGUGAAUAGGAGGAAGAAGAAGAAACAGAGGAGGUGAUGGUCAAGUCUAAGUCAGUAGAAUGCAGCAGCAAGAAUCUCACAAGAAAGAUGAAUCAGGUACAACGAUUCAAGCCUUAUAGCGCUAACAUGCUUAGAGAUGGAAACGGUAUAGCGAUGUAAACCCUAGAUUAGAGAAUCCUAUUCAAUCCAGCUUAGGAAAAAUCCAACAAUUGGAAAGAACAGGAGUCAGUUUGUGGUUCACAGGCAGACCAUCAAUAAGAAGGGGAGUGAAGAAAACUAAAUCGAGAGAUCUGCACUCCACAGAGUUUAGGGUUUUAAUUACCUGAUGCUUGGUAAACUACUUAUGGAUUUGCUUCCGACCUAGUAUUCAUUCACCUAGCGACUUCAGGGUACUAGGAGGGAAACUGGGAAAGUAAGUCUAGAUAUCAUCAAAUGACAAAAGCAUGAGACAGAAGCAAUCACAUACCCUUCCAAUCCCAGCAAGUAGUUUGUAGAUAUUACUGUUAAGAGAUUCUUCCUCUCUUCAUCUACCAAAAUGAGACAUCAAGUAGCCACAUAAACAGUCUUCCCAAAAAACAUCUUCACUGGUAUAGUUUUUGCUUGAGCUUGUCAAGCCUAAGGUAUUAUUAACAUUUCCACCCUGUUCUGUCCUCUUUCUCGAACUCUUGGACUUUGUCUCCACUGUAAUUCCUGCAUGCAGAUUCAGCAGAACACAUUAUAGUGAGUUGUUUGUAUGAAACCGAUCCCUCCAUGCUCCCCAUCAGAUCAACUCAACAGUGUUCGAAUCAUCAUGGUAAUGUCUUUGUCCAUUUACCCCCUCGCCUAGUUGCUUUGUGUGCUCGAGGGUUCUGAUUCAUGUUUUCACCUCAUUUCAGCUUCUUUGUUCAUAUUGUUUUUUCAGGUGAAUGAGAAAACGAGGAUGAGUGUUUUCGCUGAGGUACUGAAGCAUUCACUCUAUCCUAGCAAACUUCAACGACGGUACUGGUCUUUCAUGUGUAGGCAUGUGUAGGAUAAAGAUGAUGAAAAAGAGGUCAAAAUGCGGGAAACACUUUGAUUCAGAUUGUUUUUGUCAGAUCAAUUAUUCGAAUAUAGCAUAUGCAAUAUUAAUUACUAGAAAUACGUUGGCAGUCGGCAGAUAUUACCUCACUGAUUCGCAUCAUCUUCCGCCUGGUUGGCCGCCUGAGCUGCCGCCGCCUGAGCUUCCGCCGCCUGAGCUUCCGCGCCUGAGCUGCCGCCAUUUCCGCAGCCAACGCCUCACUACAAGAAAUCACCGGCCCAAUGUCAAUUAAUUGGAAAAAGCUAUUCAACCGCCGCUUGAAUCUAGAUCUCGCAUAAACAAUCAAAAAAUUAAAGCUAACCCACCGUUCUCUUCGUUGCUCCUCUUCAAUCCUCACUCCCGCUCUAACGUUUUUCUCGUCAAGUUUCCUAUUGCGGUUAGCUGCAAUUUGGGCCGCUUUCUUCUCAUCUUUUUGAAUGUUAUGGCCCUUCUGCCUCUUGCUAAAACCAACCAUUGUAAUUUGCAAUAGAGCUAGGGUUCUACAGUGACGAAAAGAGAAUGGUAGGGUUUUUGCCUUUGGGCAGGAAGGUCUGUAAUGGUUAGGAUAUAAUGAGUGACCACGGUUGCUUUUCUAUGUGGUCAAAUUGAAAGUUUAGUCACUGAGAUUACUAAAUCGUUUCAUGUUCGUCACUUAAAUUCCUACUAUUAUAUAUUAGUUGUCACCCAUGUUUCAGAAUCGGACCGGAUGCUGAACCGGAAAAGUUAGUAGUUUAGGGUUCAGUAGUUAAUCAUUACAAAACUGUUGAUAGAACCGUUCAUGAUAUACAGCAUACAAGACUUUAAUAAUAGCUAAUUUAAGAAUAAAGUUAUCAUUGACCAUAAACAAUUUUAAAUUUAUACAUCACCAAAAUAUCUAAAAAAAUCAUUCAAACCUUCUCACAAAAGAAUUCAUUAUUUUUUUAAUUCAAGUUAAAAGUUACGUACCAGUCGGUAGUGGACCACCUAAAGUCGACAAGGCGAAAACAUAUAAUUAUAAGCUCACAACGAAGUUGGAAUAUGAGAAGAGGAAGCAGAAAUAAAAUUAAUAAUUCUGG